Messenger RNA from Branchiostoma floridae (Florida lancelet), 6474 nucleotides. RefSeq lists its product as uncharacterized. Gene Ontology annotation, biological process: axoneme assembly. The record is from RefSeq and is a predicted model, not a curated record. Bases 300 to 4307 code for a protein of 1335 amino acids. NCBI's taxonomy places the organism in Eukaryota, Metazoa, Chordata, Leptocardii, Amphioxiformes, Branchiostomatidae. The transcript is spliced from 6 exons.
AGUAAAGAGCUGUUGAGGCAGGUUGUUUGACAGGUGGUUUGUGUUGUCAUAGCAACAACAACAUCCGGCAAUAGUCGCGCAAGGAACAGUGGGUAAAUUCCAAGAUGGCGUCAAAACCGAACAAUCUGAGAAAUUUUCUCCGUACUUUUCUCGUAAUAGUCGAAGUUUUGUGAACGGUCGGCUGCUUCUGUGACGCCAUGGCAAGGGCCGUGACAAGUUCAAAUGUUCAUAGAAGUCUGGAUAACCGUUGUUAAGUCACGAGGGCUUAGAUUCGGAGCAAUCUGAAUGCAGUUAACUCCAUGAUGGCUAGCUCCAGAGGAAGUGGACAGAUGACCACUCACAACAGUGACCAGCUGCUGGACAUGUUACGGCAGGAGGUCAUGAGUCAGGGCAGUGAUCAUCGUCCUGGUGACAGGAACAAGAGUGGAGUACAGGACAGUCUGGAUACAUACAGGUCCGUCAACGUAGACUCAUCUUCAGAUGAGGAACAGGAGGAACGCUACCCUGUGGACAGUCCUGGCCAAAAUCACCAAUACUCACAACACAGCCCCCAUCUUCCUAACCAACCAAAAGCCUACAGCCACAACAGAAAUGUUUCAUCAGAAAGUGACCGUUAUACGGUUUCUACAUCGCAACAGACAACGCGACAGCAAAGAACUGGUCCCGGGUCUGUGCAGCGAACGGUUCGACAGCUUGGAAAUUCCGAUGAUGAGGAUGACAAUGAGGAUGUGAGAGAUAGUCUAGAAGAGGAGGAGGAUUCAGCAGAAGAGGAGAAUUAUCAACAGCGACUGAAAGAACGUCUGAGGCAAGAGCAGGAAAGAAUACAAUCAGAUGACAGUCUAGAAGAAGGGGAGGAUAGUCCCUCAGAUUCGCUGGAUUUACCAGUACUAAGUGGAGGGGGAAAUAGUUCUGAACACUCUCCAUUGUCAAUAGACACGCGAGGGAGCGAUCGCUAUGAGGACUUAGAGGGAGGUUCCAAAACCCCCGGUAAGGAUCCCUACGCAAACCUGAGAUAUGAUCCCAACUGGAAGGAAAGGGGCGCUCUGAUUGUCAGUACGCCAUACGUUCAGGAGGAGUUGAAAGCCAGGACUAGAAUGGUGGAUUUUGAACAGGAUUUCUUCCCUGCAGAUUCUUUAGAAUCUGCGAACAAAAACCCACUAAGGUUAGGAACACCCCAUCCCACAAGGGAUGAGGACAACAGCAGAGAGGAGAGUCGGGGAUCAGAAGAUUCACGGUACACUCUUCAAACAGACAGUGGUAAAAGGAGUGUCUCCAGAGGAAGUUCUGAAGACAGAACACCAGUGAGAGACCACAAAGGUGGAAAGCAGCGUUACUCUAGUCCUGAGGAGGAUGACACAAUUGAGCAAGAGGAGAUAAGGGAGUACCAGAGGGCUCUAAAAGUAGGAGAGCCGAGAGUUGUUCCCUACAGCAAGCCCUUCCCUUCUCCACCUCAAGCGCCUUAUGCUCAACAGCCAAGUUCAAAUGCCUACCAUUGGCCACCAGCUGGGGGAGAGGAAGAGGAGUCAGGGUAUCACAGCAAGAGAGAUGCUGAACAAGUCAAGCAAAAGCACAGACCUGUUGGGCCUGUGGGUUAUACAAGCCCACGUGCUGUUGGUCCCGUUGUUCAGAAAGCAGCGACGCCCGAAGAAUUUGAACAGUCGAGUUUUCCGAACGAUGAGUACAACACUUCCUCAGACGUGACCAUCACAAGUGGCAUGACAAACCAAAGACCUGCCGUGGAGAAACCACCCCUUCCCAGGCCGCCAAAGACUGAGAAACCGGCACCAAAAUCCUUCAUAGAACUGAACAAAGAAAAGCUGAACAAGCAGGAUGCAAAGAAAGGAGGGUCAUACGCCAGACGGUAUGCGCAGAAGAAAGCCCUACAUGAACAGCCUCCCUCUCCUAGAAGGAAGAAGGGUGGAAAGAGUGAAGUUUCAGAACCCAAUCAAGAAGAAGAUGUGGAAGAUUUUUCCAACAUGACAGCAGAAGAGGUGUGGCAGCUUAAGCAAGAGAGGCUGAGACAAGCCAAGGAGGCAAAAAGUGGUGUUAGGAGCGGUAAGAAAUCCAAGAAGAAUAGCAGGACUGAUGCCUCACCGCCAAGCAAAGCAUCAAGCGCCAGCUCAACUGCAUCUAAGAACUCACAGGCAAGUCAAGGAAGUAUGGAGCUAAGGUCCAUCUCACAGACCACCACUCAGGUGGACGCUCCACCUGUCAGGUUGCAAGGUGCACCACAAUACUCCCCUCGUGAUGCAGGCUACCAAUCACAGGCUCUGCCUCCACAGAUGAACCAAUCACAGCAGGGCUUGUAUCCUGAUGGUGUUCAGACAUCUCCUCGGGCAUAUCAACCUAUGCAGCCACCAAUGUAUGCCUUUCCAAGCCAACAGGCACCCAUUAAUGUGAACAUCAAUCUUAGCUUUGACCCCAAUGAGCACAGUCCGAAACACGGACAGGCAGGGAACAGAGUUAGCCCCAGAGUUACUGUAGAUACACAAGGGAGGCAGGAUGAGUAUCAGGACUCUCCUGACACAAAUCAUCAUUCUCCAGAUAGACACAGACAAGAUGGGUCACCACUGGGACAUAGACAGGAGUUAGCCUACAACAGCACACACGGGCCACCAGAAGAGAUGGGAGGAUAUGGCCCCAGGUCUCCCGAGUCCAACAGGUCUCACCCUCAAAUGAGGGACAGACAACUCAGAAAGGAGACAGCGUACACGACUCUGUCCGACCCUACUGACAAGUCUAGCCGGGCCUAUAGAAGGGAGCGGACAUAUUCUAAACCCCUUGAAGAGGGUCAUGACUUUGACUCGGAGCCUGUGCAGGGGUCGUAUGCACAGAUUCACCAAGCCGAAAGGAGGCUGAUGCAAGAGGAACAGCAGCACAGACAGAGGUCUCUGCCUGGUAGCGGUGUAAGGGUCGAGCCGUAUCAGGGUGCAUAUGCCGGCCACCAGGAAAGGCCUGACCACAGGGAGCAAUGGGCACAGAGGGCAGGUCAGUAUGAGGAUCCUUUUAACAGUUCUCAAGAAUACGAGGAAGGUCCGCACACGUAUGCUGAGAUUCAUGGAGCAAUGAGGAACCAGGAGGGAGCCCAACAAUAUGGUAGUCCUCGAGGGUCGCGUAGUAAGGUGCAGCAACAUCCUGGUGUUCAACAUGGGCCACACUACAGGUCACAAGGGCCACCUCCACAUCAAGGGCCACCUCCACAUCAUGGGCCACCUCCACAUCAUGUGCCACCACAACAUCACGGGCCACCACAACAUCACGGGCCACCACAACAUCACGGGCUACCACAACAUCAUGGGCCACAUUAUGGGCCACAGGAGCAACCUAAACAUCUUGGCCCAUCACAACAUCAUGGGCCACAUGCCAGAGUAAUGCAAGGGCCUGACCAUGGCCCCCAACAACAUGGACACCAUGAAUGGCAUGUAGACCCCCACCAACCCCCUCACCCUCCCUUUCCCCCCUACCUGCGCAACGUUGUUAGACGUUCCAGCGAGGGAGACAUCGUGGACCUCUACCAGCAGGAUGGCGUGAGACGAGAGUCCUUCAGCCCGUAUAGCAAGGUCCCACCAAUAGGCCUUCAUGAAGAGAAGAAAGCUGCCAAGAACACCAUCAACCAUGCAAACAAACAAACUCUGAAGGCCAAGAGCAACUCAGAAGGUUAUCUGGCUUCCUAUGCCAAAAGUAAGGCCUUGGCAAAGAAGAAGCCAGUGACGUACAAGGCUUACACUGUUCAAGAUUACAAGAACCUGAAGAAAGACAUCAGACUAGGAGGGCUGGGGCCAGACCUGGACAGAGUUCAAGACAAGGCUAUGUCUUCCAAGGUUGACAAGAAGCGCCGACAGAAGGAAUAUGCCGACUCCCUGAGACAACAACAUGCCAAACAGAAGGCAGACUGGCAGAAGAAGAGAGAUGAGCAGCCUUACUACCAACAGGAGGAGGAGGAUGACCUCUACUCAAAGAGAGAAGUCCAGGAGAUGGAAGAAGAAGAUGAUGCCCAAAAAAGGAGAAAGAGAGCCUUGCAGUAUGCCAAGAGUGUGCCAAAGCCCAAGCCUGCACCUCCACCCAAGGCCGUGACUGUCCUGGAAACCCAACAUACAGACACCGUCCCCUACCAUCAUCCACCACCGAUGGAGAACCACACACCAAACAUAAUGAGGAUAGAACGGGAAGACCCUGCACAGCCUGUGCCGAGCCCUGUACUGUCGGAGAUCCAGAAGAUGAGGAUGAGACACGAAAAGGACAGAGCAAAUGCGGAGGCCAUCCGCCGGAACAUGGGCUCCAAAGUACAGGGGGUUGUAGACUCUUAGUCAAAGCUGGAGGAGACUAAGUUGAUACAUGUACAUCUUUUCUAACUUCCAUUGCAAGCUGCCUUCUGUCAGUACAACCAACUACUUUGAACGAUUCGUACAGACCAAUUUAUAACCUUGGUUUUUGGACGUUUAAGUUAGAAUUCGACAGGAGGAUUGAAAAAGAGACCUGUCCUGAGAGCAAAACAUGAGUCUGACUAGGUUUCCUUCCUGAAAUUGUGUGAUUUGAUGAGUUGGACUUUACCUUCAGACAUUGUAUUCAAUAACGUUAUUCCAAUGACCAUCAUCUUCGUAUAUCCAAAAAGUUUCAAUGAAACGAUUUUGAUUGUUUAAAAAAAGUUUUCCUCUCGGUCUAGAAGUUUUUCAUUGGUCCUGCACAAUUGUGCUGUCCUACAUUUCUAAACCCCAGCCAGGUACCAAGGUUACUAAAAGUCAUGCCACACUAGUCAGUCUGCACCUGGGCUUCAGGUGGCCACUUCCUUUGUGUGUUUGCAAUAACACGCCCGCAUGGCAUAUAUUGUGCACAAAGUAAGUCAUACUAACUAGAGCACCGUUGACCCAACCCCAAUCCCAGCAACAACCCCUUUCAAGAAACAUUUCCUGUGGCGAAUGCUUUGUCCACAUAUCUUUCUGUCCUCUAUGAUUCCCUGGGAUGUUGUGACACCAGUAAAACCUGAGAAUCAGCUCAGAAACAGGCCAUUGGGAAUAUAUAUGUCAAGGUCUGUUGUGUCUUUUGCAUCUCCAACAACACAGAAACAGUACACAGAGGUGCUCCCCCACUAGGGAUAGGGUAUAGGAGUACUGAAUGGCCCGUUUGCACAUAAACUAUGGUGUAAAUAUGUACAGUUGGAUUAGUAAUUGUUUGUGGGCACAUUCCAAAGUUUCUCAUGUACAGAGAUGGUGCGAAAAAUUAGGGACCAUUCAUGCAAAUCUUGAUAGUUCAGGAAAUAGUUUAAAACUAUCAUUGAAAAGCCUGUUCCAUUGUUGUAGGUGUCACAUUGCAAAUUGUGAAUGUUGAUAUAAAGUGUACAAAGUAUACUAGAAUGUGCAAUCACAGAAAUGGAAUAAUUUGAACACCAUUAUGAUGUAAUUAUACUAAUGUUCGUACUUCAAAUUCUAUCUAAUUGUCUAUGUACAGUUUUUGUUUGUAAAUUUGUUAGUGACUUCGUUGUCAACAUGCUGUGUCAUGUGUUUGAAGUGUAAACAAAAGGCUUAUGGAUAUGUAUAGUGGUCGUUCCCUAUAUCAUUGUCCUAUCAACAAAGAACAGGUGCGAGCACGUUGUGCAAUUUACAAGGCAAACACCCCCAAUAAUUGUAAACCACCAUUUAAUGGAAAUUGCUGAACAUACACACCUGUUCUCCAUCCACCCACCUGCUGGCCACCAGGACCGUUCAUUUAUAGCUUUAUUAUGCCGUGUAGUUCCUGUGUUGCUUUACAGUGUGAAGGGGGGGUGGGGGGUGAAUGUCAUGCCAAAGAACGUUGCCAAUAGAUCCACUUUUGGAUGGAGCCUAUGGAUGACACCAUUUUAUGGAAGGGUAGAAAUGAACUGUAUUUUUUUUAUUGUUUGGUGUGUUUUGACUGAAUCAUUGCCAUUCAUGCAAUCUAUGUGUUGUGCCACAAUCUAUAAGUCACAUCAGAUGUAUCAAUGUAGAAAAUACUGGUAGUAUAUGUACAGAUACUGUUGAAAUAUAUUGAGUGUAUAUAGGAUAAAAAUGAACACUUAAUUGCAAGUAUACAUGAUAAAUCAGGCUUGUUCCAAUAAAGGAACAAAUAGAGGAGUCAGGAUGUAAGGAUGCAAAUUUUUAUCCACAGUAAGACCCAUCAAUCAUCAAUUUUAUUCUUCGUUAAGUGCUGUCACACCCCACCAUUGUUUCCUUUCUGAAACAGUGUUGUUGUGCAAAAUUCAAGAGAGCUGUUUUGAUUUGUAUACGAUUACUGAUCCUCAAAGGCACUUAAAAUCCUAUGUAUCUAGAGGUGAUGUCCGGUUUCCUGACUAGCCAUUGAGUCUAUGAACUCCAGGUGUGAAACUUGUAUGGACUUCCGGCAUUGGCCUUUUGACAGCCGUAAAGUAGGGAUAUCUACAAUUGAUGUGUUUGUGUUUGGUAAGUCACACAGGUGUUCACACAGGUAAUAAAUCAAACAGGUGAGCCCGACACCUUAAUUACC